Messenger RNA from Zeugodacus cucurbitae (melon fly), 1574 nucleotides. RefSeq lists its product as uncharacterized. Bases 997 to 1245 code for a protein of 82 amino acids. Lineage: Eukaryota; Metazoa; Arthropoda; Insecta; Diptera; Tephritidae. The record is from RefSeq and is a predicted model, not a curated record. The transcript has 2 exons.
AUAUACUAUAAUUUGGAAUACGUAAAGGAACAAGUUCCGAUAAACUACAGUUGAACUUCCCUAACUCAAAUCACAAUAAUCCACAAAAACACUUCGAGUUAUAGAGGAUUUCAUUAAAACUUAAAAUUUUACAAAAAGAUGUUAUGGAAGGAAAUUUGGCUUCUAAACGCUAUUACCAGUUCAAGAGUUGAGUUAUGGAGAUCUUUGACUUGCAGUAAUUCGAGUUAUGGAAGUUCCACUGCAUAUACAUUUUUGCUUUUAUGCUGCGGUGGUUUUGAACCCUCAUACAAAAGAAAAAAUAUUUGAGAAAGUGUUCGGUGAAGGAUUUAAAUUGUAAAGCAGUUUAUGAAAAUUUUUUUUUGGAUGUGGACUGAAAACUAUUUGUACGCACUAUAUAUCGUUAUAGUAAUUUCAAACUAAUAAAUAGUACGUAAAUCAUUACCUAAAUAGAACUUCAAAUAGAGAUCCGCAUACUUCAAGUCGCCACAAAUAUGAGACUCACCCUGUAAGAGUUCCCUUUUGAGAGUAUAAAAAAAUAAUAAUAAUAAGAUAAAGAAAAUAUUUCUUAUCAAUACGUGUCGAUACACAAAGUUUCAGUGAGCAUUUGCAUUAUCAUUCAUUAGCGUUCUCCCAACAACCUCAGCAACAAUGUGUAGUAGUCGUUAGGCGCGCAAGCCUACUGUGUAUAUGUGUGUGUGUGUGUGUGUCUAUGACGAUCACACGGUAAUGUGAUAUCACUGUCGUUCACUCCCAGAAGGGCGUCUUAAGUAGCGGCACUAGAAAUCGUUUGUAAUCAGUUUAAGACCGGCAUUUGUAGCGUAGCAAUUGUAGAAAUUACUGCGGACAAUCGUGAAAAUCUAAACAAAUAUUUAUAUUAACUCAAAGUGUUGGCUGUUUGCGCUUAUGUGUAGUAACAUAUUUGAUCAAGACAAAUAGUGAAAUAAAGUCUUAUUUGAACUGCUUUAAAUUAAAUUCACACAAUUAGACAUAAUUGCAAUGGUUUCCAAACAAACCCACUUCUCGUUGUGGACAUUGCUGGUGGUCGCAUUGUUGGUAUUAAGCAUAACCAACGAAACGGAGUGCCGUCGCGUGAUAUUCUAUGCACCGCAGAACAUAAAAAUCUACACAUCACAGAUUUUAUCGGCGCGUGCGCAGGAAAAGCCCUGCAUAAAGUGUCAUAUGCGAGAUCAUCGUGGCGUUUGCCGGCGCGUACUAUCAUUCAACAGCAACGGUGUUAAAUGCUGAAAUAUUACUGUGUCAAAAUCGCCUCAUAUUAGGAAUCUCCACUUGUCAACAGCAAUGCCUGUAUGCUAAUGCAAUUGUUUGGUUUAUUAAGAUUGUUAAUUUAUUGUAGUUGUAGCUCAAACGCUCGUGCAGUAUUUCCUAACGAUUAUUUAUUCAAUGAUCGUUUAUUUUGUAAGUUAUUUUUUGUUAAUAUAAGAAUAAAGUAAACAACAUUAACAUAUUUCACAUGAUGACAUAAACAUAUGUACAUAUAUUUAACAUGAAUUGAUACUAUCUAUCUAGAUCUAAGAUAAUAAUAAAUUAAUUAAACAACUAAUUACAUAAAAUUA